AUGUGCCUGUCCAUCAGUAUUUUCGCCGCGUGGUACUCGUCCUCGAACCUCUAUGAUGGCAUCAACAGCAGGAGCAUCGCUGCCUCGAGUAUCGACCUGGCCCUCUAUGCUACCCACCUUAUUUGCGCCAUUGGAACCAUGGUCUACACCGCAAAGGCCCGCAAGAAGGUCCUCGGCACCCCGCUGCAAAAGCCCUCGAGCCUCAUGCUCACAUGCGCUAUUCUUUGGCUGCUCCGCAAUGUGUGGGCGCUGCUGUACAGCAUCUUGGUAAAUUUUCUGAUCUCUUUCUACUAUGAUGGGAUGUACGACUGGGGCUACAUCGUCGACAUCUUCCUUUACAACUGGAUGGCCUUUGUUAUCCUCGUUCUUCUGUACGUGCUGGCCACCAUGGAAAAGUAUGCCAUGUCGCAGCUUCAAGAACAGGAGCAGCCACCCAAGGACAUGGACAUAGAGGCUUUGUAA
Molecule: messenger RNA, 462 nt
Organism: Colletotrichum spaethianum
Lineage: Eukaryota; Fungi; Ascomycota; Sordariomycetes; Glomerellales; Glomerellaceae
Exons: 2
Coding region: 1-462 (153 amino acids)
Source: RefSeq, a predicted model, not a curated record